UGUAAGGGAAAUGCCAUUUCUCUUCAUAUUCCAAAAUAUGCAACAAGAAAGACACUGCCACUGAAAAGUAAUUCUAUUUUGUCUGGGGCUUGAAGGGGUAUUUAGUGCCUUCUAACAAUGCUGUGUGUCACUGUGUCUGUGAUGAGCAUGCAUAGCUUGCUUUCAACUCUGAUCCAGGUGAGUGGUCAUCAGUAGCUUUCAGUAGGUAAAUAGGCUUCAAACCAAUUGAGUUUGAAAUGGUUUUUUGUGCUCUUCAUAAAACUUUUCAUUUUUCUCAUCUUUCUAAUGUAUUUCUAGUUAAGGUAACUACAAUUGUUGAAUAUGAAGAUGCCAAGCAUAUUUCUGCAAAGAAAAUAUCUAAAAAGAUUUCCAAAAGUAAGUUGUUGGCUUCACUGUCGCCUAGUCUAAAUGGCAAACUGGACCCUCUUUCUAGGUCUCUUCACUCUUCUGCAAGUGUGACUGAAGCUGUUAAGUCUCCUGCUUCUGAUUAUAGCACCACAAAUUUCAAAGCCAACCCAAAGGUAUCUAAAAGGGAAAGGGGAGAAUGUGAAGAAAACCAGUGAGAAGAAAGAGUUGGUGAAGGAUUUUAUGCCUUGAUUGGAAGCUAUAUUCAUGAGCUUUUGACUCCAUAGGCUGGGGGAGUUGCUUAUUGAAAAUGCUGCUGUUGUGUGGGGUUUUUUACAAAACAAACGAUGAGCAAUUGUUUAGCUAGGAACAUGUUUCCCAUCUUAAAAUUCUGCUUAACAAAAAUUCAAAAGCUUACAUUAGAGGUACUGUUUUGUUGUGUUUUUUUUUUUUUUUGUGGUGUUAAAUGUGAAAUGUUCUCCAAAUCUGAUUCAGCAUGUAGGUACAGUGUGCUUAUUUAAAAAAAAAAAAAGAAAAAGAAAACCCCCACAAUUAUCUUUGGCAGAUGUGUGCAGAUACCUUUGAACUUCUGUUAAAAGAAGUCCUGCCAUAGCAGUGUAAUCUGACUGGAACAUAGGGUUCUGGUCAGAGGAGUGAACAUGGUGUCUCCUUGAACCUUAUUUUUAUGAAACUGAAACAUAAUGAGGAAUACUAGCUUCUUGUUCAUGCUGUUCAACGCACUAUCCCAGCAUAAGAGCACUGAACACUUCCUUUCAUAGCAACUCCAUGAAUCUCCUGUUAGCUCAUAUAUUUUAUAUAUGUGUACACAAAACACAGUGAGGUGCUAUUUCAAAAUGGAUGUGAGUGCUGUCAAUCCUUUCAAGUAGGGUAAAAUAUAACACUAUUUCAGAAUUGCUUUAUCUGUGGGCCUGUUAGCUGGC
Molecule: messenger RNA, 1286 nt
Organism: Neopsephotus bourkii (Bourke's parrot)
Lineage: Eukaryota; Metazoa; Chordata; Aves; Psittaciformes; Psittacidae
Product: borealin-2-like
Exons: 4
Coding region: 237-563 (108 amino acids)
Source: RefSeq, a predicted model, not a curated record